Messenger RNA from Macrobrachium nipponense, 2479 nucleotides. RefSeq lists its product as uncharacterized. Gene Ontology annotation, cellular component: SCF ubiquitin ligase complex. Lineage: Eukaryota; Metazoa; Arthropoda; Malacostraca; Decapoda; Palaemonidae. The transcript has 2 exons. Bases 178 to 2115 code for a protein of 645 amino acids. The record is from RefSeq and is a predicted model, not a curated record. Gene Ontology annotation, biological process: SCF-dependent proteasomal ubiquitin-dependent protein catabolic process.
CACAGGCAGCCAGUGCUCUCAUGUUGGCACGGACACCUAGUCUCCCUGGCUUAUGUGUAUGAGUGAGACCCAAGCUUUUCAGUUCUCUAUCAUAUGGGUACAGUUUAAGCUGUGAUAUACGAUGCAGUUAUUCAAAGUGACGGUCAUAGAAGAGUAGUUAAUUCCACUGUAUGAAUCAUGAAAGGCCGGAGGAUUAUAGAGUCACUGAAAUCUACUGUGACUCAUCGUCUAGCUCAGUUGACCGGUAAUGCAUUCCACAAUAUUUUUGAGGCAGAUUUGGCUGAAACAGCCUCUCAAAGAAAAUGGACCGGAAAUAAAAGAAAACGUAGUUACUCUUGUGAUAAUGAAGAACAGGGGGUCCUAAACAAAAAGGCAAGAGUUAGUGACUCUAGAACGGACAACAUUAAUAUACACGGAAAACGGACGCUAGAAGAUGCAGAGGAAGGUAUCGAACAAAAAAGAAAAAGACCUAGUGAAGACAUUGUUAACUGUAAGACCCCAGACUUCGUUAAUAUCAAUCACACGGAAAGCAAAGAUGACAUGACAGUGACAUAUUUUUACGGAAGUCAUUACAUGCUAGAUACUUUAAGGAAAUAUUUCCGCACUUUGCCGACUACAUGUUGGGACCAUUAUAGCAAUAGCUUACUGAAUGUUUUAACUGGUGUUUCAAGGAUACAAAGUUUAAAUAAGGAAUUCUUAAACUAUGUUAUACAAUACAUUGCUUGUGAUAAACUUGAAAGUUUUUCAACUAAAGCAAUCGAACCUUUCACAAGUGACAUUGCGGAUAUAUUUUACACCCAACUGAAAAACUGCAGAAACUUAUCAUCAUUAGAAAUAACCUUUAGGCCAGAUGGCGACAGUCAUCAUGUCAAGAUGCUGAUGGCCUUUCAAAGAUUAAGGCAUUUGCAGUUCUUGUACCUUGUUCCUAAUACAAAAUAUUCAUACCACUGGAUUUUCGAUGAAAUUGCACAACACUGCUCAAAACUCCGAGAACUCAAAAUACUUUAUGAUGGAGAUAACUUAUCUGCAAACCAAGGAAUUGUAGUGUUGAAGUCGUGUCGCAGCCUAUGCGCUCUCUGGCUUUUCAAUUAUGGGAGGAAGAGUGAAACAAAAUCUUUAGCAGAACUCUUAAAAACAUUGGUCAAUUUGAAAGUUCUCUUCCACAAAGAACUGCCAAAUGCAAUCCUUGAUUCAACUAAUAACGAGUCGUACGAUGAAAAUCAUCUGAACAACCUACUAACAAAUGAUUUAUGCUGUCCAGACAGUAUAGGUUACCUAACUGAAGGAAAUGGCGAGUCUAGACAAGCGUUAUUCGGUUUGGAGCGUGUGGACUUGUGUUGGUACUUGGAAAGCAUAGGAUACCAAUUGAUCUACAUACCCACUUCAUACCUCUUGCGAAUAGCCCAGACGUGCCCUAGAAUAUCACUCAUCAACCUUAUUGGAAGUACCUGCUUAUCCCAGAUCAUUGCAAAGCUGCCUAACCUUCAGGCUAUAGUGCUGAUGCAGACUAGCUUUGCCCUGAGUAUGAGGUGCACACUGAAAAACCAAGGGAUGGAAAAACUGACUGUCUUACGUCUGUCGGAUGUUUGGGAUAUCACAUACGACAUGAUCUCCUACCUAGCACAUUCGUGCGUCAAUUUACAGAUUCUAAGUAUCAGCUGUUCUAGUCUGGAAGCGAGAGGUCGGUUAGUUUACCCACGGAAAAGACCACCGUUUGGACAGCUUCGUCACUUGACACUGGUUCCAGGCCCUCUAGAAAAUCGUCCAUCGCUCACUGCACGUUCUUCCUGGGAGCUAGGCUCAGAGCUAACUAAGUACAUUUUAAAGGAAACCUCGCUGAUUUCUUUUAUUCAUAUCUGUUACAAACAAGACGACCUUCCAGUUGAAGAUACACCAACAGAAGCUCUCUUGGAGGAAGUUCUGUGCGACCAUCGACCAAAUUUACAGUCACUUAUUGUAGAUUGGCCUCCAGCUCUAUCCACUGAUUUUGUCAGAAAUGUUGUAGAGGCCUCUCCUGACCUUUACAAACUUGGAAACCUUACUACGUGGCCAUUUACAAGUGAUCAGCGAGCUCUCCUUAUCACGUCAUAUGGUCAUGUUAUAGACAUAUCUUGACUUUUUCGGUUAGGUCUUCAGACUCACUGUAUGUAAGACUAAGAAUAACUUAAUUUCAGUUUUAAGGGUAUUUAAGGAAGAAUUCAAUGACAAAUUUCCAGAAAAGACAACCCGUUACGAGAGAGAGAGAGAGAGAGAGAGAGAGAGAGAGAGAGAGAGAGAGAGAGAGAGAGAGAGAGAGACUGAUCUUUUAUUAUCAAGAACGCAGUUAAUCUGUCUUUAAAUAAUGAUCUAGAUGCUUAUGAUCUGUUCCGUUAAAGUGGAUAAACGAGAUGUGAAUCAGUUUUCUUUUCUUGUCAAAAUACCAUAUAACUUUUGUAUUAGAUAUAUAUUUCCACAAUAAACGACUUAUUUAUAUAGAUUA